This is a messenger RNA of Pangasianodon hypophthalmus (striped catfish), 6194 nucleotides long. RefSeq names its product zinc finger protein 618 (gene znf618). Gene Ontology annotation, molecular function: protein dimerization activity. Lineage: Eukaryota; Metazoa; Chordata; Actinopteri; Siluriformes; Pangasiidae. The coding region runs from base 458 to 2929 and encodes 823 amino acids. The record is from RefSeq and is a predicted model, not a curated record. The transcript is spliced from 13 exons.
UGGUGGUGGGGGGAAACGGUCGAUUCAUUUUGAAAAAUUUCUCGCAUUGGAAAAAAAAUUGCGCUUCCGUCAUCCUGAGUGGGAGGGAGGAUCCUUCUGCUCUGCACUGCCCUGGAAAGGGGGAAAAUAUUCUGUUUGACCCGCAUCGGUUUUCUGGGAGGUAACGAAGGCGGCGCGUGCUGCUUUGCUCGCUUUUUCCCCCCCUUUUUUUCCAAAUUAGAAAUCAUUUUAGAAUUUUUUUUUCGUGCGCAGGCCGCGCGCGCGCUUUACUCCCCUCUAAUUUGCGCAUCCGGAUUUGGGAAAACUGAUGCUUUCCGGGGUCUCACUCUUAGCCGGAGCGAUUGGGGGAAAAAGAGAGAGAAAGAGGGAGGGAGAGGAAAAGGGGACGAGUGUGAAGCGAGCUGAAAGCUCCGGACUCCACGAGCCUGUGUAGCCGUGGCUGAACCCCAGCGGAGCCAUGAGCACUCAGGAGGUCCCCAACGCCAGUCUGAAGCAGGGCGACACGCCCACUGAGACGCUUUCUGCCCAGGCCGUGCCCGCCGCCUCGCCCAAGACCACUGCCUCUCAGGUGAAGGCCGAGCCUCGCCGCACACCCACCACCUCAACCAGCAACGGCAAAGAGAGCGACGGCAGCCUUCCUGCUGAGAUCUGCGUGGUCAUCGGGAGCCCUCGCAAUUCCCAAACACAGGGCUCCUACGUCUGCCGAGUGUGUGGGAAGAAGUACAAGUAUUACAACUGCUUUCAGACACAUGUCCGUGCCCACAGAGAGUCGGAGAGCACCGUGCCUGCAGAAGCGGCGCCUCACGGCCCAAACAAUGCUUUCCGUUACACAUGUGACAUUUGUGGGAAGAAGUAUAAAUACUACAGCUGCUUCCAGGAACACAGAGAGCUGCAUGCAGUCGAUGAUCCCUAUGAUCAUGUGAUUCCCGUCGAGGAACCGAAGGAAGAGAUCGAGCCCUAUCAGAAAAUCGGACCAAAAACAGGGAGCUACACGUGUGAAUUCUGUGGAAAACAGUAUAAAUACUUCAACCCUUAUCAGGAGCAUGUGGCCCUUCACACUCCAAUGAAAAGCUCUUUCGCUCUGAAAAUUGACGGUAAAACCUCAGUGCAGCCGAGCCGCGGAGACGCCAACAGCUCCCAGAGCUCGAGCGAUGCUACAAGCCCCAUGGUGGCCAGCGCCUUUCCUACAUCGCAGAAGGCCUACACAUGUGGAUCCUGUGGCAUUCAGUUCCAGUUCUACAACAACCUCAUGGAGCACAUGCAGUCACACGCCGCUGAUAAUGAGAAUCACACUAAAGAGGACUCGGCUAAACCAUGCCAAGCCCCUGCACCGUCUCAGGAGCAGACGUGGAAAUCGCCUCAGCCUGCCCAGAGGAACCACAUCCCAUCUUCAUACCAGAAUAGAUUGCUUCCGGAGAAGGAGCGGCAGCAGGUGGCUGAGCGCUUGUUGCGCAUGAUGUGUACUGAUUUGGGUCUACUUGGUGUACUCAGCAGCAAGGACUUCCUCAAGCUGGCCCAAACUCUAGUGGACACAGGCUCCCGCCAUGGUGCUUAUUCCAUCCGCGAUGCUCUUGGAGACAUGAGCACUUUAGCCCUGAAGCAGCUACCCCGCAUGUACAACCAGGUCAAAGUGAAAGUGACCUGUGCGCUCGGAUCAAACUCCUCCUUAGGCAUUGCUGUGACCUGCCAUUCACAGACUAUUGGGCCUGAUUCCUGCUAUGUGCUAACGGCGUAUCAGGUCGAGGGGGUCCGGCUUCGACGUUAUGUGCUAGGAAUUAAAGAGGCUUCUAUAAGGGAGGGUCCAGAGCAUGUCCAUCACUGGGUCCAGAACGUCCUUUCUGAAUUCGUCAUGUCAGAAAUUCGCACAGUCUAUGUCACAGAGCCACGUUUGUCACUGUUACCUAGUUGCGGCAGGUCUAGCCUUAGCUUGCGGUGUGCGGGAUGCUCUCUGUCAGCCACUAUUCAGGCCGUUCUUGGGCGACGUAGCCUUCAGGCCCGGGGCCUGCAUGAACUUGGAGAACUUCUGGCAACAUGCCGCGACAUUGCUGGAAGUAGUAGCUUUAAUCGAGACAGCAAGGCCACAGAUGAGUCUCCACCGCCACCUUGCUGGGAUUUGACUGCUGAGGCAUUGCUCAAGGUCCAUGAGAAUUUCGAGGCCAUAUGUGAAGUGUAUGGCCGCUGUAAAAGCACAGCACCACUUUUACAAGGCCUCAACAAGCACCUUCUCAGCACACUAGCCUCCCUGCUGGCACCAUUGCGCCAGGCAGCUCAGGAGCUGGGGGGUGAUCGUUGGCCCACCCUUCAGCAGGUGCUGCCCUCCUACCUUCGCCUGGAGAAGCUUUUUACCUCCAAGGCUGGAGAGGCAGGUGCUGGCAGCAAGCUCUGCCACUACUUCCUGGAAGCACUAAAGGAAAACUUCAAGGUUGAGCGAGUCCACCAAGUGGCUAUGAUCCUGGACCCACAGCUCAAGCUCCGACCAGUCCCUGGAUACCAGCAUGAGGAGAUUAUUUCCAGGGUGUGUGACAUGGCUGCCAGCAUGAAGGAACCAGCGAGCGGAGGCCCAUCUGGGAUCUCAGGAGAUGAGAGGGACAGCGACGGGCCAGCCGGUCCCAAGCGAGGACGUAUGGAUUGCGGGAUAGACAGGCCAUCUUGCGCUGCCGAGGAUCCACAGGUCCGGAAGGAACUGUUCCAGUACCUGGGUGAACCGCUCUUCCAAGCCACAGGGGAUCUCUUCCAGUACUGGAGCUCCGUCAUGGACAGAUAUCCCAAGUUGUCCCGGUUGGCUUUGUGGCUCCUGGCAGUGCCCGCCAUGGGUGUCCGCAGCGAAUGCGUCAGCAUCUGUGAGCAGACCUUCGCCCUAAAGAGGAAGCGGGAGGUCACAGCCGAGGAAAUGAACAAACUCGUCUUCCUCAAGUGCAAUUUUGCCUGAGGUAGAGCAAGGCCACCAGCCAGCACUACUGACUCUUUGUGAAAGACACACUAAAGUAUUUAGUAUCUAGGCGCUGGUCUAGGUUUACUUUGUAGCUUCUUUACGUCAUUGGUUAGAACUCUUAUUCUGGAGCGAAAACCUAUUUCUGGAUCAACGUCUAUGAACGACGUGCAGUUAAGGAGUUCUUUUUGUGGACGACUGCUGUGGAGCAAUACGUUAUCGAGCAGAUAUCACCUACACACACCUCAAACCUCAACUUUCUACUGCCCUUGGUAACCUAACAGCGAAAAAGAUAAGCCCUAAAACGUGGAUAUAAACUUUUGUUGUCAAUGCUUGAAUCAUCUAAACCAAAACAUGGACACACUGUAUGCAUCGUCUUAUUUUUUCCUUUUUCUUUUUCACUUGGUUUCCUUUUUUUCCCCCACAUAGACUGCUAGACUGUUUGUCCCUGUUAUCUUUUUCCUGCCUGAAUUGUCCAUUUUUUUUCCCCUGAGCUGCCAAAAGAGCAUUACUCUACUUUGCUUUUCUUGCUGUACAAAUGACCUCUUAGUUAUCAGGUCUUGAAAAUGAUUUCAGGUAACCUAUGUGCAUUUCUUAUUUCAGUGUUUCUAAAUGAGAGUUCUUCACUGGGUGCUCACUUCCACUUGUAUGACUAAAUACUUUGGUGUUUUUAAUAUAUGCUUCUUAAAAUCCAUAUUUUUAAUGGUCUGUACUGAUAGAAGCCGUCGUGUAUUGCACAGUUUGAAUCUACAUAUGCAUGAGGAAUCAAAUAUUCAAAUUUUAUUCUAAAUGCAUCACUCUCGUCGCAGUUGGUGCAUUCAACCCCCUUCCGAGCACAGCAGGGUCUAACCUAUAGAGCUGCAACCUGCUCUGAAGAUCAUGUACAUGAAUUCAUCAUCACCAUCUACAUGAUCUUGAUUAUCUUGGGUGUGAGACUGUGUUGUUGGACACAGAAUAGUUUAUAUUCAGAAGCAGAUGUACCAUGUAAUCCUUUUUGCAGCACUGGCCCAGACGGCUCAUCUUGUACUAGAUUUCCUUCCUGAUUUCGGACAGUUCAGAUGGGAGAUUCUGUGCGUUUUUGGAGUCAGGGCACGUACACGAUCCAAACAAUGCAAAGCCAAUUUGAAACCAUCUGAAGCUAUAUUCACAUAUAGAGAUGGCUUGAGGAAAAUAUUCUAUCAUAAAGGGUUCUUCAGUUUUUUCCCUUUUGGAGAAACCCUUAAUGGUUUCGUGUAGAACCCUAAAACAUAGGAUCCAAGUAGAACCAUUCUGGAAAACUGUAACCAUUACCCAUCCAGAAAACCCUUAAAGAACCCUUUGUUAAAGAGUGCAUAGUGUAGAUCAUGGAAAAUUGUUGGACCCUUGAGUAAGACCUGAAACUACUGUACUGGAUACUGCUUUAGGUAAAUACACUACAUUAAAACAAACUCUUUUGUCCUGACUUUGUGUGGUGGUCUGGAAAACACUGCAUAUGAUGAAAUUCUGAUGUUUUUACUAUAUAUAUAUAUAUAUAUAGUUUUGAAAAAAAAAAUACAGGUUUUGUUUCUGUUUUGCAUGUAUGCAUUUUAAAGUUUGGAUACCACCAAAAGUGAAAAGAGAGAAAUUUGCUUUUAAAGGUUUCCUUCCAACUGUGGUGCAGGAGCAUUAUGGACACUUUAACAGCCGGUAUCCGAUUACAGACUGAAUUGUUCAGACUUUUGUUCAUGUGGCUUCGGCACACGUCUAUCCAAUAACUUGAUCAAAGCGUAAAAUUCACUGUGUGAGGAAAUUACAUUUAGCUAGCCAGGUUUUAGAUAUUUUUAGGCAGACUGUUAUUACCAGCAUGUUUGAUAAACAUGAUCUUUGCAGGCAGACACAAAGGCAUGGUUAGAAAAUAGACUAAAUAAAAAACAUUUCCAUGUUGUUUUGGUUAAAUAUAUUUUUUUCUUGAAGGUAUCAAAGUAUGUUAUAGGCAAAACAAACAAAAAGAAUUUGGUCAAAACAUGACAUUAGGUCUCAGCCACAACAAUAUCUGAGUGGUUUUCCCAGACCGCCAUGCAAAUACAAACAGAACUGGCACUUUUUCUUCACAAUAUGGCUGCCUAGGGUGUUUAAACAUCCUUAUAUAGUCUUAAUUGAAAUUGCUAAUUGAAUAUAAGAGGACUAUAAAUGGUAUGUAUCAACGUUUGUGUGUAUCAACACACUCAUGCUUCUUUAGGGAUAGACUUGUAUUAUUAUUAUUAUUAUUUUUUUUGCCAUUUAUAAAGUCUUAGGAAUCUGCAUUCUGGGAUGUCCAUUGUGUUAAAAAGCCAAACAGUUGGAACAAGGAAGCUUGUUUCAGUUCAGUAUGAAUAGGUUUUGAAUAGAGGGCAGCUGCAUUAGUUCUGGACGCAGCCUCCGUAUUUUUAAAAGUUAAUUGUUCUGUCUUUAAUGCACUGGAUUUCUAAAAACCAAAUGGAAAAUAGUGUAAUUAGUUUCUAUAAUUUUUUGAGUGAUAAUUCAAGGACGGAAUCAAAGAGCUUAUUAAAAAAACCUUCCCAACUGUUUGUCAUGGCCAGGCUUGAUCAUUUCUCUGUCUUGUACUUCCUUGUACACUCUAGUUUCAAAGCGUAGAGCUGUUCCGAAGAUGUAUGGACAUCAUGGAUGUUUGUUUGUUUGUUUGUAUGUGUUGCUUGGACAAAGUUUCUCCAAGAUCAUAAAGCUAGAGUCAAGCUGGAUGAUGUUUAUUCCUGUUGUUCAUUUUUUUUAUGGCCACAAGAGGGUGCCGUUAAGCUCCUGCUUUUGGUGGGAGUGGCCAAGCUCCUUACCUCCUUUUGUAUACACAACUUUGAUAAUAGAGUUCAUCAGAAUUCAGAAAUCGGUACUGUUUUUUAUUUUCUGCUUUUAUGCAUCCAGGGAAGAACGUAUUUGUUUAGACUGCCAAGGAAGUAUCAGAUUGUUCUCAUCAGCAUACUCACAUUUGCAAUAUUUAAAUAAAAACAAAUGUACUCUUAUUUUAGGGACCCACUAUUUUUUUUCCCUUUCUGCUAUGUGCAAAAAGAAACAGAUGGUUGCUUUUUAGUUCGUUUCAUUUUAUUUUAGUAGUUUUUUUUUUAUGAUUGUGUAUGACUUGUUUGAACAGUAGGUCUAAUUUAUACUUUUUUAGCAGCACUAUUUUUAUAUCUAUAUAUAUGGUUAAUGAUAGAACUUUAACUCAUUACUGAUUCUCAGUAGUACACCAAGCGCUGUGCAGCAUCCUCAGAAUCUAUCAUGUACUGUGUGAAAAUAAAACGUACUGAAACAGGAA